UUCGAAGGGGACGCAUUUAACCGAUGCACAAAUGUGAGUCGAUGGCUGCUGGAGAGAUGCAGAACGUUAACUGUGGUUGUAAAGGUAUAAGGACAUGUUUGAGAUGCGAGGCGGAGGAGUCUAAACUACAUUUCCCUCAGAAGGACGAUCUGAUACAUUAUGAUUUCGCCUAUGAUCCAGUGUCACAGUCAGCUGUCCAAAAGGAGUCGAGUGGCCCUCAACAGUCCUUUGCGUUUCCUGGAAUAUUUUUGUGGGAGAAUUUUGUGUCAGAAGAUGAAGAAAGGGAACUGAUCACCAGAAUGGAUGAAGAAGUCUGGAGAGAAUCUCAAUCUGGCCGACGAAAACAGGACUUUGGGCCGAAGGUGAACUUCAAGAAGCAGCGCGUCCGUGUGGGAAACUUCACCGGCCUGCCUGCUAUCAGCCGUCACUUGGUGGACAGGAUGUCAAAGGCACCUCAGUUGGCCUCCUUCAGGCCAGUAGAGCAGUGCAACCUCGACUAUGAUCCCCUCAGAGGCUCUGCCAUCGACCCUCAUUUAGAUGAUAGCUGGCUGUGGGGAGAGCACCUGGUCACCGUCAACCUGCUCUCAGACACCGUCCUCACCAUGAGUUUAGAUCGAGGCUGGGCAGACAUGGACGAUGGGGAAGUGCGGGUGGCUGUGCGUUUACCACGCAGAUCGCUGAUUGUAGUCUACGGAGAAGCACGUCAUCGGUGGAAACAUGCCAUCCACAGGAAGGACAUUCGGGGCCGCAGAGUGUGCAGCACCUUCCGGGAGCUGUCUGAGGAGUUUCUACAGGGAGGAGAGCAGGAGAAACUGGGCUCAGAGUUGUUAGAUAUAGCACUGAGCUUUAAGGGUAUACCUUCAUAAAUUGCCUUUAUUUUGAUAUGUGAAUGCACACACAACUGUAAAGUGAUUAUUUUUAACUCUUAAUUUAAAUAAAUGCAUAUUCUUUUUA
This is a messenger RNA of Puntigrus tetrazona (Sumatra barb), 954 nucleotides long. It is a transcript of the gene alkbh4, whose product is annotated as alkB homolog 4, lysine demthylase. Gene Ontology annotation, cellular component: contractile ring; midbody. Lineage: Eukaryota; Metazoa; Chordata; Actinopteri; Cypriniformes; Cyprinidae. Bases 24 to 866 code for a protein of 280 amino acids. The record is from RefSeq and is a predicted model, not a curated record. Gene Ontology annotation, biological process: actomyosin structure organization; protein demethylation; oxidative demethylation. The transcript has 3 exons. Gene Ontology annotation, molecular function: oxidoreductase activity; demethylase activity; actin binding.